GCCCGCCACACUCAACAUGGCGGCCACGCUGGUCCACUAGUGCGUCAGAGCGCAUCUCAGGAGCCGAGCUCCGCUCCAAUCAUGGCGACUCCGCAGCCGGCGACGGCUGCGCCGAGCGGAAUUCUGGAGACAUGUGGUCUGGAACCGAUUCUGGAAGCGCUGAAGCUGCUGCUGAGCCCGGGAGGAUCGGGCUCAAGUUCACUACAGAACACAAAGCAUGAUGUCUUGCUGCAGACCCUAAAAUCUAACCUGUCUGUGCUGGAGGCCAGGUUUCUGAAGGAUGCUCAGUGGAAGAAGCUGAAAGUCCUAAGAGACGAAACUGCUGGUAAGGCCAAGUGGCUGCAGAGCUCCGAAGAUAUCACCUGGAGUUUCACCUCUCAGACUUUGCUGCUGCUGCUGUGUUUGAAGGAAACCAUGACCCGCCUUGUAGCUGAUUUUAGUCCAGGAACACCCAACCCCAAGACUCCCGAAGCUGCUCCUGCCCUCAGCCCGGAUACACUAAGCGUCUCCCAACAGAAGACCGUCCAGUCGGUUCUGCAGUUUGUAGUCACCUUGGGUGUCUGCCCCUACCUCCUGCCUGGUGUGGGAGUCCCUCUGAAACACAGGACUGAGUUUGGAGCUGUUGUUCAAGAUGUAGUACGUCUAGAGGCUGCCCCCCAUGCCACCCGGAGACUGUACACCUGCUGCAGGGUCCUCCUGGAUCUGGCUCAGCAUGCAUCUCUGGGGAGCCUGAUUUUCUGCCGCCAUUUUGGGGAUAUUGCAGCAGGUCUGUGCCAGCUGGGGUUCUGCCCAACCAAAAGAAAACCACCAGCCCCCGUGGAAGAGGUUUUAACGGAAGAGGAAAGAGUCCUAUCGAGGGGAGCCUUGAGAGACAUCUUGGAUCAAGUCUACCAACCAUUAGCUGUCCGGGAAUUACUUAUUCUCCAGGGAGGACCACCCCAGUCCUGUACAGAUGUGAAGACACAGCUUAGGUGUCAGGCCCCAGCCUGGCUCCGGCGUCUGUGCGGGCAGCUGCUUUCUGAAAGGUUGAUGAGACCCAACGGCGUUCAGGCAGUAGUCCGGGGCAUUUUGGAAGGAGCAGGUGCGGGUGCUGCUGGUGGGAGUGAUGCCGAGGCCACAGCUGCUGACUGGAAGAAAUGUGACUUGAUUGCAAAGAUUCUGGCCUCUUGUCCCCAGCAGUCUCUGUCCCCAGAGAGCUACUACAAGGACAUCUGCCCGCAGAUUCUGGACUUAUUCCAUUUUCAAGAUAAAUUGACAGCACGGCAGUUUCAGAGAGUGGCCACGACCACCUUCAUCACUAUGUCGAGGGAACACCCAGAGCUGGCUCCCAAGUAUUUGCUUCAGCCCAUGCUAGCUCCUCUGCAUCGAUGCUUGACCACAACAGAGAUUCCAGAGAGUAACAUGGUCCCAGGAACUAUUUUGGUGACUGAGGAAGAACUUAGUCGAUGUAUUGAAGAUGUAUUUAAGGUGUAUGUAGUGGCAAACGAGCCUCUCCCAGUAUUGCUGGAUGCCCUGCUUCCGCUCCUCGGGGUGAUCUUUUCUCUCUACUGUUUUACCAGUCAGAGUGUGUCUCACAUAAGGUCGCUUUGCCAAGAGAUCUUGUUAUGGAUUCUGGUGAAGCUGGAAAGGAAGAAGGCAAUUGCCAGCCUGAAGGGAUUCUCGGGGUUGGACAGAGCUGUGCCCUCCCUCCAUCCUCAGUGUCAGUUUAGAGCUGCCAUGCACGGUGGCGUUGCGAUUACCGUCCAAGAGACCGUUAGUGAUGACGAAGAUGAAGCCCUGUACCAGAAGGUGUCUUCGGAGCAGAGCCAGAUUGAACAUCUUGGGGACUUGCUGUCCCACUGCCAACAGUGUGGUUUGGCAGGAGACUUCUUCAUCUUUUGUUUGAAGGAGUUGUCUCAUCUGGUAGUGGAGAAUGAAGCAGAGUUCAAACCCACGCCCUCCUGUUAUACAAGCCUGCUGGAAUUGGAGCAACACCAGGCUCUGCUUAUAGAAGAGCAGGAGCAGAAGCUGCUGGUGCUGCAGUUGCUGGCUGUCCUGUGCGAGAGGAUGUCUGAGCAGAUAUUCACGCACGUAUCUCAGGUAGUGGACUUUGUAGCAGCAACACUGCAGAGGGCGUGCGCAAGUCUGGCUCAUCAGGCAGAGAGCACUGUGGAAUCUCAGACACUGAGCCUGUCAAUGGGGCUGGUGGCUGUCAUGCUGGGAGGGGCUGUUCAGUUGAAGUCAAGUGAUUUUGCAGUCCUGAAGCAGCUGCUGCCUCUGUUGGAGAAGGUCUCUAAUACAUACCCUGACCCUGUCAUCCAAGAACUCGCUGUUGAUCUCCGAAUUACCAUCUCUACUCACGGAGCCUUUUCCACGGAGGCUGUCAGCAUGGCUGCCCAAAGUACCCUGAACAAAAAAGACCCGGAAUGGAAAAUAGAGCAGCAACAAACCAGUCAUGACACACUCACAGAAGUAGCUCCAGACCACCCGAAACAAGAGCAGGACCCUCCUAAAACAGACCAGGAGUCUCAUGAGCCUGGCAUUGCGGCAAGUCAGCCACAUAGAAACAUAACCUCAGAACAGUUCCAGGAGGUUCUCUUAUCAGCCUGUGAUCCCCAGAUUCCAACCCGGGCUGCUGCCCUGCGCACUCUUUCCCGCUGGGUAGAGCAGAGAGAAGUGAUAGCCCUCAAGGAUGAAAAGAAGCUUCUCCAGAUAUUCUUGGAGAACUUGGAGCAUGAAGAUACUUUUGUGUAUCUGUCUGCAAUUCAGGGGGUUGCCCUUCUCUCAGAUGUGUACCCUGAAGAAAUCUUGGUUGACCUGUUGGCCAAAUACGAUAGUGGCAAAGAGAAGCACACUCCAGAGACCAGAAUGAAAGUUGGAGAGGUCCUGAUGCGAAUUGUCAGAGCAUUAGGGGACAUGGUCUCAAAAUACCGGGAGCCUUUGCUCCACACAUUCCUGAGGGGAGCGAAAGAUCCAGAUGCUGCACACAGGGCCAGCAGCUUAGCCAACCUGGGAGAGCUGUGCCAGCGCCUGGACUUCCUGCUGGGCCCUGUGGUUCAUGAGGUGACAGCCUGCCUGAUUGCUGUAGCUAAGUCCGACAAUGAUGUUCAGGUGCGCAGAGCCGCGAUCCAUGUGGUUGUGCUGCUGCUGCGGGGACUCAGCCAGAAAGCAACUGAGGUGCUGAGCAAUGUCCUCAAGGAUCUCUAUCACCUGCUAAAGCAUGUGGUGCAUCUGGAACCUGAUGAUGUGGCCAAGCUACAUGCCCAACUUGCCCUGGAAGAGCUGGAUGAGAUCAUCAGGAACUUCCUGUUCCCUCCCCAGAAGCUGGAGAAGAAGAUCGUGGUCCUGCCAUAGUCCUGGUUCCUAGAACCUGGAAGACUGGGAGGGACCAAGCAGCCAAAGCAGUGGCCACACACCUCCCAGCAGAUGGCUCCACCUCCUUGGUGCUGGCAAUAUGGCAGGCUUUAAGGUAGCUCUGUGGUGCUGGGCACUUGGUGUUCAGGGCUACCUUUCUAGAGCGUCCAUUUAGGCUCCUGCAUCUGGCCCAGAGCAUGUGCAAUUAGAAGGGAAAGGAUGAAUUCCAUCUAAUCUGCACAUUUUCAUUGUCCUGUGCUAUUUAGAGGAGAUGCACAUGUGACUGUGGACCAUUUUCUUGCAGCUGGAGAGGCUGCCUGCACAGGUCCCAUCUUGAUAUUCUUUCAUGGUGAGAUGAUUCUGCCUGUGAUGAGGAGCAGGCAGAGCUGUCGCGUUUGGCUGUAAAAGAGUCAUGUGGGUGUGCAGCUGUGGGAAGGGGAAGGAAACAUUACUUAAACGUACGAAAAGGAAUAAAAUUACCUUGUUGGAAUAAUCAGCCAGGCUGACUCUGGUCGUUGAGCUGAUUGACGCUUGCAGAAAGAAAGGAGUAAGCACUGUUUGUCCUCUAGGGCCAUUUUCUUUUGCUCCCUCUGCUCCUUUUUUGUUUGGUUUGGUUUGUUUUUCAAGACAAGUUUUCCUGCGUAGCUCUGGCUGUCCUAGAACUCUCUGUGGACCAGGUUAGCCUUGAACUCCACCUGCCUCUGCCUCCUAAGUGAAUAAAGGCGCACACCACCACUGCCUGGCUCCUCUGCUCAUUUGCAGGGUGAAAACAGACAGUGGAAUAGACUUUCUGAGAAAAGGCAGACAGAAAAUGUGUUACAUAUGGUGGCCUGCCACCAGCUCAUUGAAACAAUCUCAGAUGUAACUCUGUGGUUGCUGAUUCAUUUAUUUAUAUAUUUUGGUGUUUUCAUUGCACAGGAAGGAAGGAAGGAAGGAAGGAAGGAAGGAAGGAAGGAAGGAAGGAAGGAAGGAAGGAAGGAAGGAAGGAAGGAAAGAGAUUGAAGACUGAGGAGAUACCUCAGUCCCUAAAGUAUUUGCUAUGCAGGCAUGAAGACCUCAGCUCAGUCCCCCAGCAUCCAAGUGAAAAGGCUGCUUGUGGCAGCACAUGCCUAUAAUCCAGCACUGGGAGGAGAGACAGGCACAUCAAUGAGGCUCACUGGCCAGCCAGCGUAAAAAAAAAAAAGAGCCAAGUACUCAAGAGGCAGGGAGGCAGGUGGAUCUCUCUAAGUUCGAGGUCCACCUGGUCUACAAGUUCCAGGACAGCCAGGGGCACACAAAGAAACCCUGUCAUGAAAAAAGCCAGGCAAUGCCUCCUGAGAAACAGCACCCAAGGUUGUCAUCUGAUCCACACACAUACACAGUGUGCAUGUACCCUCACCAACAUGAACAUACACACACGAAGAAGAAACUGGCUGGCUGCCUCAGAUAAGCCCUCUCUGUUGCCCACCUUGACACGUCUAAUCGGGAGUUUCCUCAGCACCACAGGACUAAGCAUGGAACUUUGUCACGAGACUUUCUAAAGGAAGCAGAACCCAACUCUGACGGCGUGCUGACACACACAUGCUCCUGCCUGUUAGCAAUAAGCCAGGUUACAGCGGGGCCUCGGCUCAGCCUUCCUCAUAGGCUUCCCCAGAAAGGGGUAUCCCUAGAAAGGGGCUUCCCCCAGAAAGGGAUAGCUCACAGUUACAAACCACAGUCAGCCUAGCAAGCCAAGGGGCAGUGGUAGUGCACACCCUUGACCCCAGCACUCAGGAGCCAAUUCCAGGCCAGCCAGGGCUACACAGUGAAGCUGUCUUAGGGGGAAAAUCAGAACAGAGGCCCAUGAGUGCUUUGAGGGAAUAUUUCUGUUCAGCUAGAGCAAUAGCAUUAGUUUGUAUUUUUCAGAUCAAGAAUGUCCAUAAAAUCAGGGUUGGUGUUUUUAAGACAAGGAUUUUCUUAGAUCACCUGGACAAACGUGAAAAUCCUCUUCCUUCCUUCCUUUUUUUCUUUCUUCCUUUCUUCCUUUCUUUCUUUCUUUCUAUUUUUUGUUUGUUUGUUUUGUUCUGGUUUUUGUGUGUUUUUUGUUUUUCGAGACAGGGUUUUUCUCUGUGUGGCCCUGGCUGUCCUAGAACUCGUUCUGUAGACCAGACUGGCCUCGAUUAGCGUUUAGAGUCCAUACAGCUUAGAGCUGGAGAGAUGGCUCAGCAGUGCAUGCUGUGCUUGCAGAGGACCCAAGUCUGGUUCCCAGCACCCACAUCAGGCAGCUCCACCUCUGGCCUCUGAGGGCACCAGCACUCAUAUGUACACAUACACACAGAAAUCAUUUUUUAAAUUAUUUACAUAUAUGUAUGUGUACACACACCCCACAUGUAUAUAAUUUAAAAUGAGAAAGCCUGCUCAGACCUACAGGUUGACUAUGUCAGGCGGUCCAUGUAACUGUCCAUGGUAGCACUGACUUGAGGACCUUCUCCAUCUGAAUCCAUGUGCCCCUCAGAGCCUCUUAGCCCGUUUAGCUCCAUGUAUAAGUUGACUUAUAUUUGAACUAUUUAUCAAAAGACUCAAAGUAUUUGACUUUGUUGAUUUUGGUAUGCUUAAUUUAAGAGUAAUUGUUUUCUUCCUGACUUCAAAUUUAAAGAGAAGAUAAUUUAAUGUAACCCUUCUAAACGUUGCCAAAUUAUUAAAAAUUAUCAAAUAACUCUUCUAA
Messenger RNA from Alexandromys fortis (reed vole), 6016 nucleotides. RefSeq names its product transport and golgi organization 6 homolog (gene Tango6). Bases 82 to 3333 code for a protein of 1083 amino acids. The transcript is spliced from 18 exons. Gene Ontology annotation, biological process: protein secretion. Lineage: Eukaryota; Metazoa; Chordata; Mammalia; Rodentia; Cricetidae. The record is from RefSeq and is a predicted model, not a curated record.